Messenger RNA from Vigna angularis (adzuki bean), 1351 nucleotides. Its product is annotated as 1-aminocyclopropane-1-carboxylate oxidase. The record is from RefSeq and is a predicted model, not a curated record. NCBI's taxonomy places the organism in Eukaryota, Viridiplantae, Streptophyta, Magnoliopsida, Fabales, Fabaceae. The transcript has 4 exons. Bases 78 to 1031 code for a protein of 317 amino acids.
CCUCUGAAAGCAUCACUACUCACAGCAUAUCCUCACAAUCACAUAGUUGUUUAAAGCGAUAGAAAAGAAAGAAAGAAAUGGCAAACUUUCCAGUUGUUGACAUGGGAAAGCUUAACACUGAAGAGAGAGGAGCUGCCAUGGAAAUGAUAAAAGAUGCUUGUGAGAACUGGGGUUUCUUUGAGUUGGUGAACCAUGGUAUAUCCAUUGAGUUGAUGGACACCGUGGAGAAGUUAACAAAAGAGCACUACAAGAAGACUAUGGAGCAAAGGUUCAAAGAAAUGGUGGCCAACAAAGGUCUUGAGUCAGUUCAGUCAGAAAUCAGUGACUUGGACUGGGAAAGUACCUUUUUUCUGCGCCAUCUUCCAGUCUCCAAUGUUUCAGAGAACACAGAUCUUGAUGAAGACUACAGGAAAAUAAUGAAGCAGUUUGCAGUAGAACUGGAGAAACUCGCAGAGCAUCUUCUUGACUUGCUGUGUGAGAAUCUUGGACUGGAGAAAGGGUACCUGAAGAAGGUGUUCUAUGGAUCGAAGGGCCCAAAUUUUGGCACGAAAGUUAGCAACUACCCUCCUUGUCCGACCCCUGAUCUGAUAAAGGGCCUAAGAGCUCACACUGACGCCGGUGGCAUUAUCCUACUGUUCCAAGAUGACAAGGUCAGUGGACUGCAGCUCCUCAAGGAUGACCAGUGGAUCGAUGUCCCACCAAUGCGUCACUCCAUUGUCAUCAACCUCGGUGACCAACUUGAGGUCAUAACCAAUGGCAAGUACAAGAGUGUCAUGCACCGAGUCAUUGCUCAGACGGAUGGCACCAGAAUGUCCCUGGCUUCCUUCUAUAAUCCCGGUGAUGAUGCUGUGAUUUCUCCAGCACCAGCCUUGGUGAAGGAAUCGGAUGAAACAAGCCAAGUAUACCCGAAAUUUGUGUUUAAUGAUUACAUGAAGCUCUAUGCUGGUCUCAAGUUUCAGGCUAAAGAACCAAGGUUUGAAGCUAUGAAGGCCGUGUCAAGCGUUGAUGUGGGGCCCAUAGCCACAGUUUGAGCCUCAUAAAUAUAUAUAUAUAUAUAUAUAUAUAUAUAUAUAUAUAAGUAUGGGAACGUAUGUGUGUUUAUGUUAAUAAUAAACAAAGGCUACUCAGCUCAGCGUAUAGUGUUUGAUGCCCUUGAUAAUUGGUAUGGAAGCUUGUGCAGUAUAAUCAAACCUUAUAUAUAAUAUUUAUUAGUUCAAAAAUAAAGUAUUAGGUUGAUCUUAGUUGGGGUGUGUGUGAUCAGAGAUGUCGUCUGUGAUAUGAUGGUCAAGUUAAUGCGAUGUAGUGAUACACUGUUUUAGAAAGUAACCUCCUCUUGCCCAUUUUACAAGAA